Molecule: messenger RNA, 2181 nt
Organism: Cynoglossus semilaevis (tongue sole)
Lineage: Eukaryota; Metazoa; Chordata; Actinopteri; Pleuronectiformes; Cynoglossidae
Gene: tmed1a
Product: transmembrane p24 trafficking protein 1a
Exons: 4
Coding region: 175-873 (232 amino acids)
Source: RefSeq, a predicted model, not a curated record
CUGCUGUCCAGAGUGCAGAUCUCUGGACAGCUGUCGCCAUGUUGAAUGAAGUACUUUUCCAUCAGGCUCUUCUCCAGGUGUCAGAGACACAUGAAGACAACACAGUGAAGUAGAUUUUAAAGGUGACCGCCUUGUACCGAAGCUGCUGGAGUUUCUACUCUGAUCAAAUGGACCAUGCACUGCGGCCGCACGACGAUGGAUGUGUCUGAGCUGCUGUGUUUGAUGACACUUUCCGCGCUGACCGUCGUCGUGACUUCAGCUUCAGGAGCUUAUCAAGACGUGUCACUGACAUUUCUGCUACCUGCCGGACGCACCGAGUGUUUCUACCAAACUACCACAAAAAGUGAUGGCAUGGACAUUGAAUACCAGGUUAUAGCUGGAUACGGUCUGGAUGUCGGCUUUACACUCAUCUCACCCAGCGGACACCGACUGUACUCUGACUUCAGGAGUUCUGACGGCGUCCACGUCGUGGCCUUCACUGAGGACGGAGACUACAAGCUGUGUUUUGACAACAGUUACAGCAAAGUGUCAGAGAAGAUCAUCUACUUUGAGCUGGUCAUUAGAUCCAACAGUCCCAGCAGUAGAGCUGGUGGUCUGGACGGUGUGGCCACGAUGACUGACUCUGUGAUGGAGUACAAACUUGAGGACAUCAGGAUGAAAAUGGACUCAGUGAACCAGCACUUGGAGAAAAGCCGUCAGAUCCUUGGUGUGCUGAGGGCUUUCGAGGCCAGGGACCGCUACCUGUUGGAGAACAACCUGUGGAGAGUGUCCUUCUGGUCCUGUGUCAACCUGUUGGUCAUGCUGACAGUCGCUGCUGCACAGAUCUACACCCUGCGUCGCCUUUUUGAAAACAACACCGGCACACGCACCUAGUGAUACUGGCAGCAGCGCUGAGAGCCCUGUGUUGGACUCUGAGGAUGGCACACUUCAGAGAUUGAUCUUAACAUCUCAGCAGAUGUGCAGCUGUGUGUUCAAUUUCAAAGGACAGUUCACAUGUUUUUGAAUACUCGCUUUUUUAGUAGUGACAUAUUUUUACGUAUGUGUUGAAAUUAAUACUCCUGAGUAUGAGUAUGCAAGCAAUAGUCCAAGUAAGGAGUCCUGAGUAGGAAUAUGUAUAUAAAGUACUCCUAGUCAACAGUUCUGAGUACUGAGGUUUAAUAGAAAUAAUGCUGUUUUCAGUUCAUUUCCCAGCUGCUCUGAACAACAACCAGAACCAGGUUCUUAAUUCAUCGCGGCUGUUUACACAGUGGAAUUAAGAUGCUCGAUUGAUUACUUUGACUGAAAAUAAAUUAGUUAGUUUAGUCACUAACAACUGUGCUGCAACACAAUACUUUUCCUUUACUAGAAGUACGUGAUAAGCAAACCCGUGACCAUGUGUUGUGUGGGAGUCGUGAGAAAUAAUGAAAUCAUAUGAUGUGACGAUACAGUGGGAAAUGAGUCAGUCCACCAAUGAGAUCUGGUGCCUGAGUGACUGGUCUGAUUUAUGUAUGGUUGCCAGGGGAGAUUUCAUCUUGCAACACACACACAUACACACACAUCCUAAUACACACACUAAAAGAACUGCUUUUAUUGGUCAUCGGCAAAGCUUAAAAGCCUGAUCUUCUUCUACUAAAUUAAACAGUACACAUUACCAGCAUCUAUUAAAUUAACAUCACCUUAAACACAAAUGUCAUUAAUUUUAAUCUACAGGUCACUAAGCCUAAAUCUCCCUGAACAGGUUAUUCACAUACAAAGGCACAGUACAGUCAGUUAACGGCAGUUUGUCUUUGCAUUAAGUCAUACACGCAGACAGACUGUGAUCGGAAUGUGUACACACCGAGCAAGACAGUCUAGUGUUGGUUCAUCUCAUUGGUCGUUUUCCCAGCUUCCUGUUACGUCAUCGUUUGUUUGCAGCAGUAACACUCCACCAAUUUAAAGUCGUUGUGUUCGUAAAACAUUGUAUAAUGAACAGAUAAUUUGUUCAUUUAAAAACAAAUCGUUUUUUUUUUAUUUACAAUCUCAUGUUAAAGUCUGUAGCAGUAACAGCAAAUAUCUCACAGUGCUGGCCAGGUGGAUACUGCUGGUUUCUAAAAAGAGUUAAAACUGGGAGACAGAUGUAACUCAGUGCAGAGUUUAACAUCACAAUUGGUUGUUUAUGUUUGUCAUGGCUGGAAUAAGAAUAAAAAUAGAAUGUGUAGCUCA